AACUACCAAAAACUUGAAAACACACAAAGCUGUGUUGUGUUCUGUUGACAUAUUCCCUUCCAUCAUCAUAUAUUUUUCCUUUCUCUCUUUUCUUCCCCCACCUUCUCUCUGUCUUUAUAAAUCUAAACCUUUCUUUUCUUUUCAUCUGUAUUUGGUUUCAUGUGUUCUCUUCUUGCAUAGAGAGAUACACAAAUAUACAAAGAGACAGAGAAGAAGAAGAAGAAGAAGAAAAUCCAGAAAAAAGAAAAAUGUUACAGAGAGCUGCAAGCAAUGCAUAUUCAUGGUGGUGGGCAAGCCAUAUCAGGACUAAGCAAUCAAAAUGGCUGGAGCAAAACCUUCAAGAUAUGGGGGAACAGGUGCAAAUCGUGCUUAAACUCAUCGACGAGGAUGGAGACUCCUUUGCCAAGAGAGCAGAAAUGUACUACAAAAAGAGGCCAGAGAUCAUACACUUUGUGGAAGAAUCAUAUCGAGCUUAUAGAGCUCUAGCUGAAAGGUACGACCACAUAUCAACAGAGCUACAAAAUGCCAACACCACCAUUGCUUCUGUUUUUCCAGAAGAGGUUGAGUUUGCAAUGGCUGAAGAAGAAGAAGAUACCACACCAAGAUUCCAAAAAAACACUCCAGAGGUUCCAAAAUCAAAUAUUCCAGUUGUUCCAAAGGUUCCAACCAAAGAUUUAAAGAGCAUCGUUACGUCAGCUACAAAGAAAUUGCAACAUAGGAAGACAUUCAAAACUGCAGCUACUACUACUACUACGGUUGCUAAAUCUGGUUUGAACAAAGCCGAGGCACUUCAAGAGAUCGACAAAAUUCAGAAACAAAUUCUGACUCUACAAACAGAGAAAGAGUUUGUAAAGAGCUCUUAUGAGAAUGGGCUAGCAAAAUACUGGGAAAUUGAGAAUCAGAUUAAGGAAAUGCAAGAGAGAGUUUUCAGUUUGCAAGAUGAAUUCGGUGAGGGCAUGGUUAUCGAAGAUGAUGAGGCUCGGAAAUUGAUGGCAGAAGCAGCUUUAAAAUCAUGCGUAGAGACAUUGGCUCAGUUGCAAGAGAAACAGGAGAAAUCCACUAAGGAAGCAAGAGUUGAGUCCCAAAGGAUAAAGGAUGCCAGGGAGAAGUUUGAGAGUCUCAAAGGUGCGUUUCAUGGUGAUCAGACUAGUCAGCAAAAGCCACAUGCCAGAGAUAGGUCUAUGAAAAUAGAAGAGUUAACAAGCUUAGACCAAGAAGUCAGCAGUGUGACACAAGAGAGAAAAGAAUUGGAGGUGUUACGUGAGAAGAUCAAGGAACACUUUGAGGUUGGGUCCAAUGCAUCUCUCACUGUGACAGAGAUGGCAGAGAAGAUAGAUGAGCUUGUGAAUAAAGUGGUUAGCUUAGAAACUGCGGUUUCAUCACAGACUGUUCUUGUAAAGAGAUUAAGAACAGAAACUGAUGAACUUCAAGCACAAAUUCGAAAUUUGGAAGAUGAUAAGGCAAUGCUUAUUGAUGGUUCAAACAAUUUGAGCUACAAGCUGAAGGAAAUGGAAGAAAAGCUUCACACAGUUCAGGACCUAGACUAUAGUUUUGAAAACCAGAAUAACAAUCUCCAGACACAUUUCACUGAAGCACGUUUAAAUCUCAAUCACCUUACUGAGAAAUUGCAAAGCGUGAAGCCUGAUGAGGAGCUUGAGUUGACAGGUCCAUUACAAACAGAAGAGGGAUCUCCAGCUGAAAUAAGAUUGCAAAAUGGGUUGAAAGAACAAGAGGAUCCAUUGAAUCCUAGUGAGGGUUCUGCAAAAUCUGACAAUGCUCUCAGUAGUUCUGCUGAAAAUGAAGAUCUAUAUCACUCCCAGGCAAAUAAUGACCCUGAUAAUCUAUCAGUGAAAGGCCAGGACUUGAUAUUGCAGCACAAAGAUGAUCCAUUAAAUCCUGGUGAGGGUUCUCCAAAAGCUGACAAUGCUCUCAGUACUUCUGCUAAAAAUGAAGAAGUGUAUCAAUCCUGGGCAAAUAAUGACCCUGAUAAUCUAUCAGUGAAAGGUCAGGACUUGAUAUCGCAGCACAAAGAUGAUCCAUUGAAUCCUGAUGAGGGUUCUGCAAAAGCUGACAAUGCUCUUAGUACUUCUGCUGAAGAUGAAGAUGUGUAUCAAUCCGGGGCAAAUAAUGACCCAGAUAAUCUAUCAGUGAAAGGUCAGGACUUGAUAUCGCAGCACAAAGAUGAUAAACAGACUUCAUCACGGACUGUGGAUAAUCUUCUUACUGUUAAACCAAAGGAACAGGAAAACGGCCAAGAGGAUGAACCAGACUGGAAGAAAAUGUUCUUGAAUGGCUUGGAAGAAAGAGAAAAAAUGCUUCUAACAGAGUACACCACAACUCUCCGCAGUUACAAGGAUGUGAAGAAAAAGCUUAGUGAAGUGGAGAAGAAAUCACAAGACAACACUUUUGACACGUCGAUGCAGCUAAAGGAAUUAAAGAGUUCUAAUGCUAUGAAGGAUGAAGAGAUUAAAUCAUUACGUCAGAAAGUAAACCUUCUGCUGAAAUGUUUGGAUGAAAAUAAGGAUUCAGAAGACUCCAAAGCCUCAGACUUCCCACAGAAGGCUAAUUUGUUGGAUGAUCUAAGUUUUGAUCCUAAAGCAGGAACUGGUUUAACAACUCUGGUAACAGAGAAAGACAACUUCAAGUUGACUCUACUUGACCAACCUCCUGAAACUAUGUCAGCAAUUGAAGAAAAACUCCGAAUGAACAUUGACGAACUGCUAGAGGAGAACUUGGGUUUCUGGUUAAAAUUCAGCACCUCAUUCCAUCAGAUACAGAAAUUCGAGACUGGAAUCCAAGAUUUACAAGCUGAGAUAUUGAAGCUUGAGGAGAAAGGAAAGAAGCUAGAGGCAAGUUCAGCAAGAUAUUCUCUGAAAUCAGAUGCACGGCCAAUCUACAAACACAUGAGAGAAAUACAAACUGAACUAAUUUUGUGGCUGGAGCAAUGUGCAUUACUCAAAGAUGAACUACAUUGCAGAUUUUCAUCUUUGUGCAACAUUCAAGAAGAAAUAACAACAGCUUUGAAGGAAAGCGCAGAAGAAGACGAGUUCAAGUUUACAAGCUAUCAAGCUGCAAAGUUCCAAGGUGAGGUAUUGAACAUGAAACAAGAGAAUAACAGGGUUGGAGAUGAAUUGCAAGCAGGUUUGGAUCAUGUGACUACACUCCAACUUGAACUUGAGAGGACUUUGGCAAAGUUGAACGAGGAAUUCGGGCUUGCUGGAUCAAGGAAGCAAUCAAAUCCUCUGCUGAGACACACAGAGAAUAGUAGGAACCGGGUUCCUUUGCGGUCAUUUAUCUUUGGUGUGAAACAAAAGAAACAAAAGCCAUCAAUCUUUUCCUGCAUGACCCCAGCAAUGAAUAAGAAGUACCCUGGUAUGAGAGCAGAACACAAUGUGUAAAUUGUUCUAAUUCGUUUAUAUUUGUUUGAGAAGUUCUUUUCCUUUCCUUUUAAUUUUAUGAGUACUAUUGACAAUAGAUAAAGGAUUUCUUUGUUUCUUUUGAUUUGGAAUUGGUGAAAGCACGCUUUAUGUGUGCUUUACAUGUUUAGUCUGUAACAUCAAAACGAUAGAGAACAUUCCUUCUAUGUAUUUUUUGCAUAAGGAAUUUUGA
Messenger RNA from Quercus lobata, 3609 nucleotides. RefSeq names its product kinase-interacting protein 1-like. The transcript has 2 exons. Gene Ontology annotation, molecular function: actin binding. Bases 249 to 3398 code for a protein of 1049 amino acids. NCBI's taxonomy places the organism in Eukaryota, Viridiplantae, Streptophyta, Magnoliopsida, Fagales, Fagaceae. The record is from RefSeq and is a predicted model, not a curated record.